UGAAACGUCAAGGACUGUAAAUCGAUGACCGAGUGGAUCAACGGUGCCUCCCAUCGGACUUCAUCGUUCACAAUGGCAGACAAACAAAAUGCUCAGAAGAGUGUCAAGAUAGCAGCUGGAGCCGUGGUUUGUGUUGAAAGCGAAAUCCGAGGAGACGUUACCAUAGGCGCCAGGACCGUGGUCCACCCAAAAGCUCGCAUCAUUGCUGAGGCAGGACCCAUUGUCAUCGGAGAAGGAAACUUGAUUGAAGAGCAAGCUCUGAUCAUUAACAGUUACCCAGAAAAUAUUACACCUGAUUCUGAGGUGGAACCAAAAACAAUGACCAUCGGUAUCAACAACGUCUUUGAAGUUGGCUGUGUAUCGCAAGCUUUGAAAAUUGGAGACAACAAUGUGAUUGAAUCUAAAGCGGAUGUUGGCAGGAAUGUAAUCCUCACCAGUGGCUGUAUAAUUGGAGCCUUCUGUCAGGUCAACACUUGUGAGGUCAUACCCGAGAACACGGUCAUCUACGGAUCUGGAUGUAUGAGGAGGGUGCAGACCGAGAGACCCCAGCCACAGACUCUUCAGCUCGACUUUCUGAUGAAGAUCUUGCCAAACUACCACCAUUUGAAGAAAACUGUUAAAGCAAGCCAUGCUGCUAGCUAAAACUUUACUUUUUGAAACUGAAAUGCAGAGAACAUCAAUGUUUAACUAGAUCCCGCUGGAAGAAAGCAUGAAUGUAUAUACUUAUGUACCUACCCUGUUUUUGCUCUUCAAUUAAUAUUUUCUACUCUGAUCUGCAACGGAAGAUUAAGCUUCUCAUCUUUCUCCUGCUAUGCCGAUGUACCUUUUGUUUUUUACGAUUAACUUAUAAGGUACACAAGUUGUACUAGAUUUGCUCAUUUCUUAUGAUGGCAGUUACCAUUAUUUUUAUCAUUAAGUUGUAGAAGGUAAUUUCUGCCGUUCUGAUAAAGAAUUUACACUAACAAUAAAUUAAACAUUUUAAA
Messenger RNA from Pelmatolapia mariae (spotted tilapia), 983 nucleotides. Its product is annotated as dynactin subunit 6-like. Gene Ontology annotation, biological process: mitotic spindle organization. NCBI's taxonomy places the organism in Eukaryota, Metazoa, Chordata, Actinopteri, Cichliformes, Cichlidae. Gene Ontology annotation, molecular function: dynein complex binding. Gene Ontology annotation, cellular component: dynactin complex. Bases 25 to 642 code for a protein of 205 amino acids. The transcript has 7 exons. The record is from RefSeq and is a predicted model, not a curated record.